Carassius carassius (crucian carp) is the source of this 1538-nucleotide messenger RNA. Its product is annotated as probable G-protein coupled receptor 141. The transcript has 2 exons. Gene Ontology annotation, biological process: G protein-coupled receptor signaling pathway. NCBI's taxonomy places the organism in Eukaryota, Metazoa, Chordata, Actinopteri, Cypriniformes, Cyprinidae. The record is from RefSeq and is a predicted model, not a curated record. Gene Ontology annotation, molecular function: oxysterol binding; G protein-coupled receptor activity. Gene Ontology annotation, cellular component: membrane. The coding region runs from base 271 to 1191 and encodes 306 amino acids.
CAGAUGGCUGUGAUCUUGCAGUAUUUCUAUCACAACUAAAAUCUGAAGGUUUGUUUGAGGGUUUUUUGCAACAUGACUCAUUGUUUUUGAGGCUGGCCACCUAAACUGAUGUGUCGAAUGCAACUGAGCGAACCAUGAAAACAAACCGCAGAUUGUCUGCCUCACUGAGAGAAUGUGUUAAAAAGGUGGUUACUAAAUGAGUGAGGAGCAGAUGCAACCAACAUUACUUCCUCAUCUGCUCUGCCAUUGGGGACUUGUGCUGCCGUUCUGAUGUAUGUUUUCUUACUAGGAACCAUGACGAUGAACACCACAGUAGACAACAUCACCAGUCCCGCAAUCACAACCAACUCAAGCCAACCAACCCACCUCACCAAGCCCUUCAGAGAUGCCCUGAUCACUAUCUACACUGUUGUCCUUCUGGUGGGCAUCACGGGCUUAAGCGUCAUGAUCAGUCUGCUAAAAACCAACAUUCGCUCGUUAACCACCAUCGCCUUCCUGAACUUGAUGGUCGCACACUUUCUUUUCCUGCUCACCGUGCCAUUCAGAAUCUACUACUACGCGUCCGAAUCAUGGCAGCUGGGUCCGGAAUUCUGUAAACUGGUCAGUGCCAUGGUGCAUCUCCACAUAUACAUGGUGUUCACCAUCUACUCCAUUCUUCUCACGGUUCGCUUCCUACAUUUUUACAAGAAAACGCAGCGGACUGAGUUCUACAGGCGGCUGCACGGGCUGGGCGCGAGCGCUCUGGUGUGGACGAUCCUGUUCAUCAUCAUACUCCCACUCGUGCUGAUCCAAUACGGAAACAACACCAUACCAGAUAAACAGUGCUUCACAUUUGGGGAUGAAUUACAGAAUCCCUUUAUCUACGUCCUGAACAUGAUUCUGUCGAUCCUUCUGAUCACCGUGUCCUGUUUUCAGGCCUGCAUCCAGAUGAUCAUCCUGCGCAAGAUGAUACUCAAGUAUGGACCCGCCAGCCGCUCCCAGCAGGAGUUCUGGGUCCAAAUAAAAAACCUCAGCUUUGUACUCAUCAUGCUCACCUGCCUGGUACCGUACCACCUUUUUCGGCUACAAUACCUGAACAAAACAAAUGACCUUCAUCAGAUCAAUGAAGUGUUUCUGGCCAUCACCGGGCUUACCUGUUUCGACAUGCUGACGUUCACAGGGAAGAGCAUAUGUAAAGUGUGCUGGACAUAAAGCGGAUAAAAAAACUAUUUUCAGCAUCACUAAAGGUCUGCAGAUGUGAUGCUGGAAAACUGUUUAACACAAAACUAGUUUACUCAUUAUAAUACGGUAAAGACAGUAAAGGUGAAUGAACAUCAGGCAAAAUGUAGCCUAUAGCCUACCAUGUUAGCCGUAUUUUGCGCCAAUAGUGGUUCAUUGUGACUCUGAAAGCGUUUUACAUUGUUUGAAAAGCAGACCUGUUUCUUUUUUCUUUUUUUAAAUUUUCUGAUCCUUUUAUUUGUUGUAGCAUGACAAAUCCAAUAUAGCAUGGUAAUUACAGUAACAGGAAUACAAACACUGUAUUUAGUGUACUGUUUUUA